Molecule: messenger RNA, 4459 nt
Organism: Onychostoma macrolepis
Lineage: Eukaryota; Metazoa; Chordata; Actinopteri; Cypriniformes; Cyprinidae
Exons: 9
Coding region: 707-3982 (1091 amino acids)
Molecular function (GO): GTP binding
Source: RefSeq, a predicted model, not a curated record
UGAAUGCUUGAGACUAUAAAAUGAAUCAGACAACUGUAUUACUGCCAUAGGUAACUGUCUAGAGCUACAAUUUAUUUACUUUAAUAAAAGAUCAAAGUUCUAUUUUUUUACUUCCAUAAUAUUUGAGGGAGGGGGCACAACAAUACAAUCUGGCCCUGAUGAUUGAACUCUUCUUGGUGGACACACUGUUUUAGAUGUAGUGAGAAAACAACAAGUGUCAUAGAUUUGAUUUAAAAAUGAUAAAGUUCAAUUGAAGGGAAUAAUUGUGUUAAAUACAUUCUAUUAUUAAUCCCUCAUAACAUUUACAAUUGAAAAUUUUCAUGUUUAAACAGUUACAAUUGCUGGACGUGUUUUGUACCAAGAAUCAGUGUUAAGUGAAAUAUUUAAAACUAAAUGGUUGAAUGUAAUUAAACAUUUUAAAUGUAAAAUAAAUUCAAAAAGUUUUGCUGUCUAGAGUUAAGUAAACUUAACCUAAAGUAUCGAUCUCAUUAGGCUAGUAACGAUCAGAUACCAAUACCAACGUAUGCAAUCGAGAUAAGUAUCGUUCUGCCCACCCCUAAAGAGAAGGAAACGAAACUGAAAGUUUCAGUAAAGUCUAGAUAGGCUACGACGCUAUUUCAGAACGCCGUGGAACAAAACGGUUUCCAUUACAAUUAUUGCUGUUGCCCGUAUUCCUCCUGCCAGGAGAGGAGUCAGCAAAACCAGAAUGCCUCUUGAGAUGGGUGAUUUGAGGAUUGUUCUUCUGGGUAAGAGUGUGUCAGAGAACAGCCAAGUGGGAAACUUCAUCUUAGGAAGAGCAGCGUUUGACAGUGAAUCUCCUUCAGAUGAUGUAGUGCCGUACAGUGACCGAGUCCGAGGAAAACAUGUGACUGUCAUCAACACUCCUCUCCUGCUCAACCCUGAUCUCUCACUGCGUCACAUCACACAGGCAGUGAAGGAGUGUUUGUCUCUGUCUGCUCCGGGACCUCACGUGAUCAUUCUGGUCCUCAAACCUGAUGAGUGUUCAAGAGACGAGAAAGUGUGCAUCGAGAUCCUGCUCAGCUGUUUCUCUGACCGUGUGUUUCAGCACACCCUGGUGCUCACGACACAAGAGCCAGAGCGCACUGAGCCGACUGAAGUCAAUCAUGUCAUAAAGGAAAUCAUUAAAAAAUGUUGGAACAGACACAGCAGAAUGGAGAGAAGCAGCACUCCAGCCGACCUUAUAGCCACAGUAAAGGAAAUUGUUCAGGAGAAUGAAGGAUGUUACUUGAAUUGUAACAAAUGUGAAGAUUUCACUACAGACGCCACAGAAAGAGAUGCACUCAGCAAAUAUUUGGAGAAACCCAAGGCAGAUGCUACUGCAGGAGGAGAAGCAUCAGAGGCAAGCCCCAGUCCUACCUGUGAAGAAGACAAACCAGACAACUCAGGGACAGCCACUGCAUUGAUACCAGAUUCUGACCAGACUAGGCCAUCAGCAGAUGAGGGACUAAGUUCUACCACUACUGCUACACAUCUGCAGGCUUCUGAGGUCCAUUUACAACCAUCAGAAACAGCUGUUGCCCAUAUUCCUCCUGCCAGGAGAAGAGACAGCAAAUCCAGAAUGCCUCCUGAGAUGAGUGAUUUGAGGAUUGUUCUUCUGGGUAAGAGUGUGUCAGAGAACAGCCAAGUGGGAAACUUCAUCUUAGGAAGAGCAGCGUUUGACAGUGAAUCUCCUUCAGAUGAUGUAGUGCCGUACAGUGACCGAGUCCGAGGAAAACAUGUGACUGUCAUCAACACUCCUCUCCUGCUCAACCCAGAUCUCUCACUGCGUCACAUCACACAGGCAGUGAAGGAGUGUUUGUCUCUGUCUGCUCCGGGACCUCACGUGAUCAUUCUGGUCCUCAAACCUGAUGAGUGUUCAAGAGACGAGAAAGUGUGCAUCGAGAUCCUGCUCAGCUGUUUCUCGGACCGUGUGUUUCAGCACACCCUGGUGCUCACGACACAAGAGCCAGAGCGCACUGAGCCGACUGAAGUCAAUCAUGUCAUGAAGGAAAUCAUUAAAAAAUGUUGGAACAGACACAGCAGAAUGGAGAGAAGCAGCACUCCAGCCGACCUUAUAGCCACAGUAAAGGAAAUUGUUCAGGAGAAUGAAGGAUGUUACUUGAAUUGUAACAAAUGUGAAGAUUUCACUACAGACGCCACAGAAAGAGCGGCACAGGUAGAAACAGCUCAGGAAAAAGCAAUUAGACACUGCCAGUCUGCUGUUAAUGACAAACUUAAAAUUUCAAGAGAAACCACAAGCAGUGAAAACAUGGGACCAGAUCUCAGCAAUGCAAAGGCCUUAAGUGUUGCACAAAAAAUAAAGGACAAGCGGAGCAGAAAAAUAGAAGAUGGAAGCAAUGAAAACCUACCAAUGUUUAAACUCCAUCUGGAUGAAACAUGGCAGAACAGUGAUGGAUUCUGCAGAAGAAGCACAUUUGGGAAAACCAUCACAAAAGAGAACAAGACCAUUAUGAUGAUCGGAGCCACAGGUGCAGGAAAAACCACUCUAAUUAACAGCAUGAUCAACUUCAUUCUGGGAGUGGAAUGGGAAGACGACUUCCGGUUUGUGCUGAUAGAUGAAGGGAAGCAGAAAUCCCAGGCUGAAAGUCAGACGUCACAGAUCACAGCAUAUCAAAUUAAUCACAUGGAUGGCUUCCGAGUCCCAUAUUCUCUGACCAUAGUGGACACACCAGGCUUUGGUGACACCAGAGGAAUUUCACAUGACCAGAAAAUCAUAGCACAGAUUCAUGAGUUCUUCUGUGCCCGUGGAGGGAUUGACCACAUUGAUGCUGUGUGUUUCGUAGUACAGGCUUCUCUUGCUCGUCUGACACACACACAGAAAUAUAUCUUCGACUCCAUUCUUUCCAUAUUUGGGAAGGAUAUUGCUCAAAACAUCCUUGUGCUGGUCACUUUUGCAGAUGGGAAAGCGCCUCCUGUUCUCGAGGCCAUCAAAGUCUCUCAGGUUCCCUGUUCUACCAAUGAGUCCGGAGAUCCACUUCAUUUCAAGUUCAACAACUCUGCCAUGUUUGCUACCAAUAAUAAAGCUGGAGGAGCUAAGGAGUCUGAUUGGGAAAACUUUGAUCAAAUGUUCUGGAAUCUGGGAUUUUCUAGCAUGACCAAGUUCUUCAUAUCCCUUAACAUGAUGCAAACUAAGAGCUUGUCUCUGACACAGGAGGUCUUAACAGAGCGACAACAGCUAGAAGUGCUUGUGGAACGUCUCCAGCCCCAGAUUAAUGCUGGUCUGACAAAACUGAAUGAAAUCAGGAACACAUAUGCUGCUCUGGAGCAGCACAAGGCUGAAAUGGAUGCAAACAAGGAUUUUGAAUACGAGAUUGAAGUAACUGUCCCAAAACAGAUCAAAAAUACAUCUAAAUCCUUCUUAACCAACUGCCAAAAUUGCCACUUCACAUGUCAUGACACAUGCGCUUAUGCAAAUGACAGUGAUAAAGAUAAGUGCUCUGCCAUGAAAAAUGGAAAGUGUAAUGUCUGCCCUGGAAAGUGUGUCUGGAAUGUGCACUUCAAUCAGAAAUACAAAUGGGAUUAUGUCACAGAAAAAAGAAAGGAAACCUAUCAGGAUUUGAAAAAGCGAUAUGCGGCUGCACAUGGACAGGUCAUGUCAAAAGAAAAGAUCUUUGAAGAGCUUGAAAAUGAGCUUGAUGUUGUCCGGGAUACUGUGGCUGGACUAAUUAAACGCUCUCAAAUGUCCUUGAAGCGGCUGCAGGAAAUUGCCCUCAAGCCCAAUCCUCUUUCUGUCCCUGACUACAUUGAUCUGAUGAUCGAGUCUGAAAAACAAGAAGCCAAACCAGGAUUUAAAGAUCGCAUUCGGUCUUUAUCGGAAGUCAGGAAGAAAGCAGACCUCAUCAGUAAGGUUUCCAAAGGAGAAGUGCUUCCACAGCAUUUGAAAGAAUACAAACGCACAGGGAAAAAAAAAACUUUCAGUGAUAUAAAAAGCUGGUUCAAUUUUGGAUUCUGGGAAAAGUAGGCAGGAACCAGCGAAUGAUAAAUUCAACUUUCAUCAACAGUCAACACAAAAUGAAAGUAAAGAGGAACGCCCUCACAGACGACUGCUGCACAAACAAAACUCCCUGGCCCAGUCCUCUCACAUCUUUCACUGUCGUUACUCCUCCUUUUAUCCUUCCAGAGCUCCACCAUGGGACUCGUGACCGGUGUGACACACAGGUGACGUUCAUUUACACUCGCACCACCAGCCUCGCUCUGUCUUCAUCUUCAGUCUACAUAUGAUGUACAAUACCCACCUGUAUUAUUUUGUAACAGUUUGUUAAAUCCAUACAUCUAAAACUGAUCUAUGUCAUAUUGCUUUAACUAAAAAUGUCACAAAUGUUCAGAAUGUAUCAGAAUGCUGUUUUGGGAUGAAGUAAUAUCACUUUCACUGUAAAGUUACUAAAUCUAAACUCUGUGUACUGCCAAUGAAUAGUAAUAAAUGUUCCCUGGAUACUUA